AUGACAUAUCUUGCUCUUAGCCAGGCUGUCGUUGACAGGAAUAUGCUAGCCUUGUGUGUGCCCACGGCUGAAUGUCGACCAGAAAGGUGGCUCUCCAACCAUGAUCCAGUCACGUGGAAUGCGGCUUCUUUGACAUGUGCCGUCAUCCUCGAGAGUAAUUCCCCUGAAACAAGACACUUCUCUCCAACAAAUCCUUCAAUUCUGGCCUCUACAUCUUCUUCUGACCUUGAGAAAACGUAUCAAACACCUGCGACGUUAUUGAAAUCUGCAAUCAUGGCUUGGGGACGUUCAACACCUAAACCUCCCCCACCACCCCGCUCAGCUUUUAUGAAAUCUCUCCCUCUCCUCGUAUUUCUCAUAAUAGUUGGCGCAUUCGCAUUCAUUGGGUACCAUGUUUACCUAGCUACACAGCAGAUUUCGAAGUCUGCAUCGGAGAAGAUGGAAAAGAAGAAUGUCGUAUUUACGAAAGAUGGUGUCAAGGUUGGCGUUAAGCAAUUGAAGAACGAGAACUAUGUGGAUACGACACAAAGUUUCUUGGUAAAGGCAUGGAAUCUAAGUACAUGGCCAGGAUAUAAGAGCAAGUUAUGGAACCAGGAGCAGCAAGGAAAGGUCGAGUCGCGGAAACCAUUCUCUCGCUCUUCCUCCUCUAAUGUAUCGACGAAAUCAAAGUAA
Messenger RNA from Glarea lozoyensis ATCC 20868, 672 nucleotides. RefSeq lists its product as uncharacterized. The record is from RefSeq and is a predicted model, not a curated record. The coding region runs from base 1 to 672 and encodes 223 amino acids. The transcript is spliced from 3 exons. NCBI's taxonomy places the organism in Eukaryota, Fungi, Ascomycota, Leotiomycetes, Helotiales, Helotiaceae.